This is a messenger RNA of Strongylus vulgaris, 884 nucleotides long. Lineage: Eukaryota; Metazoa; Nematoda; Chromadorea; Rhabditida; Strongylidae. The record is from the annotation of a GenBank genome assembly.
AUGCAGGAUGCGACACCAGGUGAAAUUAUCAAUGCAAAAGUGACCGAUGUCCACCCGCGUGGCCUUCAGGUGUCUAUCUGUGAUAAUGUAAAAGGUUUCAUUCCUGUUGACCUAGCCUCUGAUCGAGUUGUCGCCUUAGAGAAAACCUUUACCGUAGGAUCUUUUUUGAAAUGUAAAGUAUGGUUUGUGAACGACGAGAAGAAGCAAAUUUGGUUAACUGCACGUCAUUCGCUUGUAAAUUACAAGGGAGUCGCAAUAACAUCUUAUGAUCCUAAGUACGAAGGCGUCAUCAGUGUGGGUGUUGUUGUGAAAAUACUUUCUACGGGUGGAGCACUUAUACAGUUUUUUGCAACCGUGCGCGGCCUUCUUAGAGCUGGUGAAGCGAAGAGAUUGGGAAGUGAGCUAAAGCUGGGACAAGUCGUUGAAGUACAAGUUAUGGAAGUCGAUCCCACAGAAAGGAGAAUGAGUCUCGGCUUAGUCGAGGAAUGUUCGCAAAGUACUGCCGGGCACGUAUUGCACCCAAAGAAUGUGGAUUUUGGAAUGGAUGACAAUACAGUUUUUGCUGCUAUUGUAGAUGAAGUAAGCGAAUCAUCAGUUCCAGGACAUAAAUCUGAAAGAGUCAUGGUGCAUCUCGAGAGCGAUCCGUCGAUUAAAGGAUGCCUUCAACCCAAUUUCAUCUCUGAUUCACUCAAUUCACCGCUUGAAUCAGGCAAAGGAGUCUUUCGAAGAGGAAUGAAACUAAAUUCCAUUGCUGCUUUAGGAAAUCUUGGUGGAAUGAACAGGUUCACAUCAAAACGCUUUGUCUGUGCAUGGCUACAAAAUUCUCGAAACAACGUCCCGAAGUCAUUUGAUGAUCUUAAGCAAGGCCAGGUUCGUUUCUAGAA